Messenger RNA from Petromyzon marinus (sea lamprey), 4228 nucleotides. RefSeq lists its product as uncharacterized. Gene Ontology annotation, biological process: regulation of transcription by RNA polymerase II. NCBI's taxonomy places the organism in Eukaryota, Metazoa, Chordata, Hyperoartia, Petromyzontiformes, Petromyzontidae. Gene Ontology annotation, molecular function: RNA polymerase II cis-regulatory region sequence-specific DNA binding; DNA-binding transcription factor activity. The record is from RefSeq and is a predicted model, not a curated record. Gene Ontology annotation, cellular component: nucleus.
CGGGGGAGACGCGGCGGCGGCAUUGCCGCCGCAUCGUGCGGUUUAAAACGAGGAAUGUGUUUGGGGGAGGCGAGAGAGAGAGAUGUUAGCGGUGGGGCGUGUGGGCGAGUGAGGCCGCGCGACGCCGGUUUUUUGCGGAUCCGCGGAUUCCGCGCCGGGUUUCGCGAUCCGCAUUUUCGGUGAAGGAGUGGUGGAUGAUGAUGGUGGUGGUGGUGAGUGGGGGGGGGAGUCGCUUCGGGUUCGUGAUGAAAACAACGCGCGCCGCCCGGCUUUGCAGUUUUAGCGGCAGCGAUAACAAACAGCCCCCCUCACUAACACUUUAAACAGCGAUACUUGCGGCGGCGGUGGCGGCGACGCGAGAGAGAGAGAAAAGUACUUGUCCGUGCGUUUCGAUACCUCAUCUAAUACGGAUACUUUUGAGGGGGUGGUGGUGGUGGUUUGGGGGGCGGCGGCGUUCGUUCGUUCAUCGUAGAGAACCGGGGUGGUUGUGUUUUUUAAAGCAAUCUUGCGGCGCAAGCGACGACUUUAGUUGUGUUCGUGUGUAUGUGUGUGUGUGUACACCGGUGCACGCCGCGUGUGUGUGUGUCGGUGCGUACGGGUCCGCGUGGAGGCCGGGUUAGUAGUCUUCGUUUUUAGCGGGAGGAGGAGGAGGUGGUGGUGGAGGGGUGGGUGGGGAGGAGCCCCCCCCCCACACCUCACUCAGUAUAAAAUAUAUUAGUUUGUUUUUUUGCUCUCGGACAACGCACGUGUUUUCUUUUUAAAUACCAGCAAAAAGGCACGAGAUCAACAACAACAACAACAACCUAUAAUAACAACUACAAGUAAGCUAAAUAGAUAUCAAAUUCCUCGCCAGCAAUCAAAAUUUGUUUUAAAUUAUAGUUCGCCCGGGGUGGGGGGGCGUAGGGAUUCUUCCCGUUGCUGAUCCCACCACCACUACCACAACCACUACCACCACAACCACCACAAUCACAACCACCACCACUACCAUCACCAUAACCACCACCACAAUGAGCUCGGCACGACACGGCAGGGCCCCGACUCCGUCUCACCCGGGCGCAGUCGGCAUCGCCGGGGCCGGCGGUGGCCGUCCUCCCUCUUGCCCCGUCGGGGUCAAGGUCGAGGUCACGUCACGAGGAGUCGACGAUCCGGGCUCGGAGCCGGGCGGUGGUGACGGCUGCCGCAACGGAGAUUCCGGCUUCCCGGGUCGUCGCAAGAUCUCCCUGCUGAACGGCUUCGAUUCGCCCGAGCUCAUGGAGACGAGGGAGAGCCCUCGUGGCAAGGAACCGGCCGACGACGCAAGCGGCGCGGAUGCCGCCGAACCGAUCGCCGACGGCCAGCCGCCCACGAAGCCAAGCCUGGGAGCGGACGGAUGGGGGAGAGCUGUGUCCUCCAGCAUCGACGUCCCCAAGUCCAGGACCGGGUGGAAUGAGCCCAAGAUGGACCACGUGAUGGCCGCAAUGGUGCUGACCAGCCUGUCCUCCAGCUGCCCUACCGCGUCACCGGGGUCCCUCACCAUGCCGGCCUUCAAUGCCCCGGAUGCACCCCUCCCCUCGGAGCCAGCCCCCAAGUUCUUCUGUGCCAGCUCCUGGCCCGAGCACGAUGCCACGUCUGUGAGCUGCGGCGGCAGUGACGACGGCAGAGGCGGCGGCGCUUCCUGCGUGGCCGAGUGCGGUUGGGACGCGUCCAGCACCGACCGCCGCUCCCAGCCGUCCACGCCGUCGCCAAAGCCGCUGGCUCUUGAUGCGAUCCUGCCCUUCCGUUUCGAGUCCGGGUCCUCCGAGCAGCGCGGAGAUGACGACCUGACCGCCGGGCGGCAGCAGCAACCGCAGCAGCAACCGCAGCAGCAACCGCAGCGGCAGCAGCAGCCUCCGCAGCAACAGCGCCAACGCGUGAAACACGAGGCUGAUAUGGCUGGCAGGUGCCGUGGCCAGCCGCAGCCGCCACCGCCGCCGCCACCGUCAUUUCUUGCCACAUCUGGCGCGGCGGGGAAAUGUGCGGCGCACGGAGCCGUGGUCGCUUCGUUCGCUCGGCCGGCGUUAAAAGCAAAGGAGCCCAAGGCCGCGUCCAAAACGUUCUUCAACGGCUCGCAGGCGCGCGGCAUUAGCGGCACGCUCCCAGCACGCUUGCCUCCGUCGAGUGAGCACGCCGCACCGCCGCCGCUGCCCGCCUGCCAGGCCGACAGCACAUGGGAAGCUCGGGGCGCUGGCGGUACCGCCACCGCCGGCGGUGGGGGCCAGCCCCCCCCCGUGUUCCUGUGCGGCGCUGCAAGGGGGGGCGGCGCCGACGGCGUCUCGGGCGGCGGCGCCGGCUUCCGAGUGGCGAACGUGAGGAUCAGCGAGGACGGAGACAUGGAGGGGGGCUCGUUUUUGGAUGAGCCCUCGCCCAGGAAGAGAAAGAACUCGUUGAAGGUGAUGUUCCAGUGCAUGUGGCCCAACUGCGAGAAGGUCCUGAGCACCGCGUCGGGGAUGCAAAGACACAUUCGCCGACUGCAUCUUGGCCGCAACAGCGACUCGGACCUGAGCGACGGCGAGGAGGACUUCUACUACUCGGAGAUGGAGGUGAACAUGGACUCGCUGACGGACGGACUCAGCAGCCUGGCGCCCGUGUCCCCCACGGCGGUGAUAGCGCCGCCCGUUUUCCCUGCGCCGUCGCCGCCGCCGCCGCCGCCGCCACUACACCCGUCGGGGGUGUGCCGCUCGCACAGUAUGGCCGGCAAGAGGGAGCCGCACCCUCCCACGCAACUCAGCCGCUCGGCGCCCACCAGCUUCUGGCAUCCGGUGCACACGGACCACGCCUACCAGGCUUGCGGGCCACUCCUUGACACCAUGUCUCCGCCAGGCGCCGGUACCACAUUUGGAACGUUGAGGCUGCAGCUGGAAGGUGCCACGGCUGCGUGCGACGCGUCGGGGUUCCCGAUGCGCGUACGCACGCUCAGCAGCUCGGAGCACCGGCCCCCCGGCACCCCUGGCGCUGCCGCCUGCCGUCUACACGCGUCGCUCUCGCCGUCGCCCAAGUCGCUCGCCCCCGGCCGGAAAAGCCGCGGGGAGGCCAAGAAGUGCCGCAAGGUGUACGGCAUGGAGAACAAGGACAUGUGGUGCACCGCGUGUCGCUGGAAGAAAGCCUGCCAGCGGUUCAAUGACUGAGCUCCGAAAGCCCUCUUCCUUCCAACACUUUGGCACCCACCAUCCCCUACGCCCCCACCCACCCACAUACUCCAGGCGUUCGGCUCGGUGUGUUUCGAUCGGUCGCAGGUUUACCGAGACUCUCGUUUUUGCCCUGGCAUUAUUACGAUCGUCCCUCGUUGGUCUGCGUCCACCCUUUUGCACUAUGGAUGCUUGAGGUGAGGUGGGAGAAUGAAACUUAAAAAAACAAUGCUGGCGACACUUUUCUGUGGGAGAGCUCGGGGGCGCGCGCGCGCUGUGGUUAUUGUUUUUGUAAUUCACGGAAUCGGACGGCGGGUUUGUACUGGAACGACGCGACUCGCUCCCGACACAGUCGUCACUCGAAACCUCCAGCAAAAAGUACACAACGUAAAUUUCUGCCCCUUUUUAAAUUUCCUUCGAAAGUGGUCAACGUGGCUGCUCAAGCUUGGCACGCGACCGCCACCGGAAAUUCUCAGCCCCGUUUGCCGAGGACGAUAGCCUACAGUUCCCCCCGCCUCCCCUCUCGCUCCAUCUUCCUUGUGAGCCUCUGCGGCCGAGGCUCGCGUUGGGUUUGCCAUGCCGGUAGUUUUACGAGGAGAGAGAAACGUUAUUCUCCAUUGCCUGUUCCCUUGGCGCCAACCCUGCACGUCUUCGCUGUGCAAAAGAAUAUACGCGAGCCCGUGCCCUUGUUGGGCACCUGAAUGUACGCUUGCGACAAAAGUCGAAGGGCGCGCAGCGGAGUGGAAUCCAGGAACCCCCGGGUAGGGCUUUUGAAGAAUCGUUAACUUUCUCAAGUUUUAAUUGCGUGUGGAUUAUUAUUUUUCUUCCCAUUCCUUGCGUCUCCAGCAGAGGCGCUGGGUAACGAAUCGUCGUGUGUCUUGCCGCACAGAAGCGUUCGUGCGCCACGGACAAAACCCUCGGUCCGAUUUUCUGGGCAGCCCGUGUCACGCAUCCCUUUUUGGCGCGCAUUGGCAAGAUCUUGGUGCUUACAUCGGUCACGCUUUUUUUUUUUUGCUUGCCCAAAUUGGCCCUUUGGAGACGGCAGGGAUAUCGUGAAGUCAAAGCGAGGUCAACUUGCACGGGGG